Molecule: messenger RNA, 432 nt
Organism: Argentina anserina (silverweed cinquefoil)
Lineage: Eukaryota; Viridiplantae; Streptophyta; Magnoliopsida; Rosales; Rosaceae
Product: cyclic phosphodiesterase-like
Exons: 2
Coding region: 1-432 (143 amino acids)
Biological process (GO): cyclic nucleotide metabolic process
Molecular function (GO): 2',3'-cyclic-nucleotide 3'-phosphodiesterase activity
Source: RefSeq, a predicted model, not a curated record
AUGCCGAUCAGCGCUGAACAAGAAGCACUUGAAGCGCAGAAGGAUGCGCUGGAAAUGCACAGGUACGCUGUCUGGGGCCUCAUACCGGAAAAUGCAUACAAAAGGGUCAAGAAGGUGAUGGAGGCUCUCCGGGAGGAAUUUGGCGGGCCGGAAGUCGAGCCACACAUCAGCAUAGUGGGAUCCUGCCUGGAUACGGAAGAUGAAGCCAUCAACAGAUUUACAGGAGCUUGUAUGCCACAUUUGAGCCUCUUAUAUGGGAGUUUGACAGAUGAAGAGAAAAAAAGAGCAAAAGAGAAAGUUCUUGCAAUGGAUCCGUCCAUAACUGAACUACAAUACGUCAUAAGUCGGGUGGCAUUGUACAGAGUUAACUUUGCAGAUCGAACUCAAAAAUCUUGGGUGAAGGUUCGUGAGGGCAACCUCAAAAUCAACUAA